Molecule: messenger RNA, 890 nt
Organism: Drosophila arizonae
Lineage: Eukaryota; Metazoa; Arthropoda; Insecta; Diptera; Drosophilidae
Source: RefSeq, a predicted model, not a curated record
AUUUUCAGGCAUUACUCGAGAACUGUAAGAGCUACAAUCAUCAAAUUUGCUGUGUUCGUGCUGCUUUAGUGGUUUUAGCUAUAGCAAAAAUAUUUUCCUGGAUAUGUACCAAAAAAAGUUUUGAACCAGCUUUAAGCUGCAUCGCUUGGCACAGGGUAUCUUCUAGUUGAACAUGCCCAACUAAAACACUUUCCAUUGCAGGAUCUGAAGGGGGCYUGUCGUUGUUAUCCCCAGUUGUGUGGGCGGUCGCAUCGGAUUUGCUUUUUCUGUCAGUGAUUACAAAAUUCACAGUAUGACAGUUUUUCGUUUCGCAAAUUGGACAUUAACAAUUAUCUCAGCGUUGAUCCAAAGUUUACUCCUGCAUGACAAUCAAUCCAUCAAUCAAUAUGUAUAUUCAAACAGCUAUUCGAACUGUUCGCAAUCUAUUUCAUUGUCAAGCUGCUUCACUCGCACUGUGUCCGGGGCGGCGAGUAUAGUGUCUCAAUAUGGUUCCUCAUAUAUUUUUUACCAGGCAUUACCCUACAUACGAUAUUUUUGGCAAUAUAUCGAAUCUUCUGUAGCAGUCUGGGCCUGGACCCAAUUGUGCUCCAUAAUAUUCAACUUGACCUGCGGAGCUUUGCUGUUAAUUGCUGCUAGCAUAUUGCUCUACGCUAUGAAGGAUCACUGUGGCAAUGAAUCGGCAAAAUAUUUCUAUAUAGCAGGUGUUUUUGGAUUAUUGGCGGGUGUUUGCCAUAUAUGUAACGGCGUUAUGUGCCUGUUUUUUAUACCACUAUUCGAAUUCAAAUUGGCAAAGUGAAGAGCAGCAAAUUGAUAAUCAUGUGCCGAGUAGAAAGCUGUAAUAAUUUCAGAUAAUAUAUUAAAUUGUCGUUCCCCUUUCGGAGUGCAUUAUU